Molecule: messenger RNA, 2633 nt
Organism: Hyposmocoma kahamanoa
Lineage: Eukaryota; Metazoa; Arthropoda; Insecta; Lepidoptera; Cosmopterigidae
Product: 28 kDa heat- and acid-stable phosphoprotein-like
Exons: 7
Coding region: 142-663 (173 amino acids)
Cellular component (GO): cytosol
Molecular function (GO): RNA binding
Source: RefSeq, a predicted model, not a curated record
GAGUUAAAUAAUUCUACUCGCCAGCAGACGUCAACGCUAAAUUCGUCCGAUUUUAAUUUUUUAAUUAUCCUCCGACGCAAAUCUACUGUUAUUUAACAUCGUCAGUGACUGGAAAAGUGAUAAAAUUCAAUAAACCUAAAGAUGCCACGAGGUAAAUUUACAAACCACAAGGGACGCAAUCGCAAAUUUACCAGCCCCGAGGAGUUGGAGGAGCAAAGGAAGCUAGAGGAACAGAAGAGCAAGUGGAGAAAGGACCAUGGAGAAGCCUCCACUGAAGAAGAGUCAGAAGAAGAAAAAUCUGGGUCUGGUAGCGAAGACAGUGAUUCUGAUGACGAUGGGAGACCAGUGAAAGCAAAGGGUGUAUCUGGUCUAAUUGAGGUAGAGAAUCCUAACCGCGUAGUCAAGAAAAACAAGAAACUAAACAACUUGGAUAACUUAGGAGAGGGAGAAAAACCUCAAUUAUCAAGACGUGAACGUGAAGAGAUAGAGCGGCAGCGCGCAGCAGCGGCGUAUCAAAAGUUGCACGCAGAAGGCAAAACCGAGCAGGCACGUGCCGACUUAGCGCGACUCGCCGUCAUCCGCCAACAACGGGAAGAGGCCGCUAAGAAACGCGAGGCAGAAAAAAAAUCUAAAGAGGAAGGUACUACAACAAAGAAAAGGUAGAUGAAUGGUCCGACGACGAUAGACUCCAAAUACGUUCACCGUUCUCUAUUUAAUGUACUCAAAAACCGUCUAGGCAGCUUUCCAAAAUCAAAAAGGAAAAAUAAUCGGGUCUUGAUUUUUGAGAAUAUUUAUUCCUGAGCGAUAUUUUUUUAAUUUUCACUGAUCGAAGCAAGAAUAUGUCCAUAUCAAGAAACCGGACCAGUCGGUGACGCCUGAUUCGAUAGCCUCUGACAUUUGAUUUGGCAUUUUAUUGCAUGGACUAUUGAAAUUUAAUUUAAUAAAAUGCUCUUAACGAUCAACAAAUACGACCACCAUUGCCAAUGGAUAGUUACUUGUUCAAAGUCUUCUUUCCCAUUGACUUUAAAAAUCAAGGCUUGAAUUUCAUCCAUUUAUCACCAAAUGCGUAAUAACAAAUGCUGCCCAAUUUGCCAUCAAAUAUUUAAGUAUCGGCGUUGACGUUAUUACUUUAUAAAAUUUUCAACGAAAAGUCAUCUAAAACCCACAACUUGAUAUAUCCUGUUCAUCUUUUGUGCGUAAACGUUCUAAGCACACAUAACUAAACCUAAUUUGUUUUCUGAUGGGAAAAAUAACGUAAUAAACUGCCUAUGCAACAUUUUUUUAAAUUAAAAAAAAUAUACACAAUUAAAAUUUUAAUUUUUUUAAAUCCUCUUUUAAGAUAUUAAAAAAUUGCAUCCAUCUCUAAUACUCUGCAAGUAAUAAUAUGAUACAUAAAAAUAUAUAAGCAUGUGCGAGUGUUGAUCCAGGGAUAUAGAUUUUAUUGUAUAUUUACUUAGACAAUUUAAAUAUACUUCGUUUCAUUCCAUUUUAAACAAAAAGUAAACGAAGAAGUCACUGAUCUGACCAUAGACGGUUUAGUGAUGGUCAAUUGUAAUUCAAACUAAAAAUCGAUUAAUUUAAUUGUGUAUCGAUUUGUUUAAUUGAGACAUACUAGCAGUUUUCCUUACAUGAAUAGCAAAAAUACAUAACCUAUAAAAACGUAUUUGAAAUUUCCGAAAUCUUAAUUUUAAAUCCUCCUUCAAAUCUUUACACUUAGAUACUCAUUCGAUUGCGAUUGAACUUUUCGAUUUACCAAUCUAUUACAAAAACUUUAAUUGAAUGAAUGGAAUGUUUUUUUCGUACAGCGCUAUGCAACCACAUACAAGUCAUUGAAGUAUAGAUGAAAAAUUAUCUCACUUUAGAACUACCAUUUUUCAAAUACGAUUUUACGAUGCUAUUCAAAUGAAUAUUCUUCGAAAAAGUGAUGACAUAUCAAGUCGAAAAGUUCGAAAUAUACGUGACAGUGUUAUUUAUUCGAUUUAUUGAGUGAUUGCUUUUUUUUUUAUACCUCUUGGUUGUACUGUAUUUACCUAAUGAUAGCCAGUGUGUGGAGGAACAUUUCACCCCAAAAUACAAGCUUUUGCUUAGUUUGGGAUUCGGUAGUUAAAACAUUUUAUAUAAGUAGCACAUACAUACAAUCAGUGAAAUAAGUUUUUUUUUAUGUAACAUACCCAUUGUUUUUAAUUUCGCUGUGUAUAUGAAUAAAAUAAAUAUUAUUAUUAUUGCUUUAGAAUUUUAACCAAACAGGUUUGUUUACUUUUUGUUGAAAAUGGAUUGGAACAGACUAUACAAUGAUUAUGCGGGGUGUCUCCAAAUAUGUCUAAACGUUGGAAUUGAAAGCAUAUAAUCAAUUUUUGAGACUUUGAACUAUAUAAAAAUUAAUGUUGUGUAGAGAUAUAUUGUUCUAAUGUACCUAUUUUAAAAUAAUUAUUUUCUAUGGUUGACAAAUUAUUUAAUUGUUAUUCUCAAGGUUUUGCACUUAUGUAUUAUACAAUUUUGAAAUAUCUAUCUGUUAAUUUAUUUAGCAUCAUUUAGAUUUUAACGAUUACUGGUAUAAUGUGUUGCAAUAUUUAUUGAUAGGUAUAUUGAUUAUAAAUAUGUCCAAACCACCACAAUAAACAAAAAAAAUAUGU